Molecule: messenger RNA, 1242 nt
Organism: Didymodactylos carnosus
Lineage: Eukaryota; Metazoa; Rotifera; Eurotatoria; Philodinida; Philodinidae
Source: the annotation of a GenBank genome assembly
AUGCCGCUAUUUCCUCUGAAUUUGCCGCCGUCACUAGUGCUUGGAGCCAGCGUUUUGACUGCUAUUAGUAUGUAUGUUCUAUUUGGACCAGAAACAAAAACAAGGCGUAAAAAAGGACACCCAACAGGUUUAAUCAACUAUGGCAAUAAUUGUUUUGCCAAUGCAAUUCUUCAAUGUUUGUCAGCGUCAUCUAAAUUUAUUACAUGGUUAGAAAAUCAAGUUAGUUCAAAAGUAACGCCUCUGGCAGAAAAUCUUCUCGAUCUCAUGUAUUCAAUCAACGGUAAAGAUCAUCGUUUUAUGUCAGAGCAACCAUCGUCAUCUAUGUCAAGUCAAACAGUUGCCAGUGUCAUUGAAAGUCUUAGACAACCGCAAUGGUUUCGCACAUUUGAACAACAAGAUAGUCAUGAAUUUCUUCUAUAUCUGUUAACGUCGCUCACACAAUGUUAUUCAUCGGAACAACAAACAAAUUUGCUUACAUCAUUUGAUAAGGAAGAAAAAGAAGAUGACACGAAUCGUGGUUCUACCGGUACCAAUGGAACAUUAUCGAAUAUUCAUCCGUUAGUGGCACCGCAUCCAUUCCAGGGUUUACAAGCCACUCAAUUACAAUGCACACAAUGUAGUCACAAAAAUCCGAUUACUGUUUCAUUAUUCGAAAUAUUAUCGUUGACAAUACCUGAAAGACGCAUUCAGCUGUUUGGUGGUCAGAAAGCAUUCACAUUAGAAGAACUAAUUGGCAAUUAUUUGAAAUCAGAAAUGAUCCAUGAUCUAAAAUGUAGUAAAUGUCAUUCGUUAGAGAAAAAACCAUUUAAAAAAGUCACAACAUUUACAAGGCUGCCAGAAAUACUUUGUAUUCAUAUUGUGAGAACAAUAUGGUCACAAUAUGAAGCUUCAUCAACAAAAGAUAUGGUACAUGUUACAUUUCCUGACAUACUUUCAAUGGAUAAUUUUGUUGCUUUAUCUCGUAUGUUUCCAACAAGAACAAAAUCAUUAACAACAUCAAAAAUGAUGUACGGAGAACUAUCUGAAAGACGUUAUCGUUUGAGUUCAGUGAUUGUACAUAUUGGAGGUAUCGCAAAUGCUGGCCAUUUUAUUGUUUAUCGUCGAAAAUUAGAUUCAGAUACAACAUGGCUAUUGAUAUCAGACGAUGCAAUACGAGAAUGUUCUUCUUUAGAAGUGUUUUUUUCUAAUGCUUAUAUGCUGUUUUAUGAAAGAAUAAGAGAACAACCAUUACAGCAAGGAUAA